UCCGGUGGUGUCACGGGGUUUUGUUGUGUGUCGGAGCAGCAGGAUCCUCCGGUUCUUCUCGGAUCUUUGUUCGGUCUGACUCGGUUUACCAACCCGAACCUUUCACCGGAGAUGUACCGAGCUCCAGUCAGACCUCAGCGGAGCUCCGCGGUGCCUCGGCCGCCUGGAAGGUUCCCGUCCCCGGCUUGGUCUCUGCCCGGGACUCGCUCCCCCUACGGAGCUUCUCCUCGGGGCUGCCCGCCGUUCUCUCCCGGUUCUCCGGUGUUUCCCGGGUCUAACCGAGAGUACGGCGGCGGCUCUCCGGUGAGGUUCGGCAGCGGGGGCCGCGGAUACCGGCCCAGACCCGGACCCGGACACAGGACACAGUCGGGAUCUUCGGACUCGGUGGAGAAGUAUUUCAGCCCGUCGAUGGUUCAGGAUCCGUGGUCGUCUCUGACUCCCGUCACCGCCGCCGACGCCGCCAGGAGGACGUGACAUCAUGACAUCAUCACAUCAUGACAUCAUCACAUCAUGACAUCAUGACGGCAAACGACUACCAUCAGCGCCUCGGCCACCAGCAGCGUCUCCGUCGGCAGCUUCUCGACCUUCAGAUGAGUUCAGGGAUCAAAGCGUCUGAUCGGAGGUUUUUUGACGAAGUUUUUAACGUUUUUUAAUCACGUUUUAUUUUCAGACUGUUUGUAAAAGAGUUUGUUCAUUAUUAAAAAAACUAUUUUAAAGUG
This is a messenger RNA of Scomber japonicus (chub mackerel), 719 nucleotides long. It is a transcript of the gene mplkip, whose product is annotated as M-phase specific PLK1 interacting protein. The transcript has 2 exons. The record is from RefSeq and is a predicted model, not a curated record. Lineage: Eukaryota; Metazoa; Chordata; Actinopteri; Scombriformes; Scombridae. Bases 112 to 474 code for a protein of 120 amino acids.